This is a messenger RNA of Erpetoichthys calabaricus (reedfish), 1771 nucleotides long. RefSeq names its product docking protein 6 (gene dok6). Gene Ontology annotation, biological process: positive regulation of MAPK cascade; cell surface receptor protein tyrosine kinase signaling pathway. The transcript is spliced from 8 exons. Gene Ontology annotation, cellular component: cytoplasm. The record is from RefSeq and is a predicted model, not a curated record. The coding region runs from base 181 to 1215 and encodes 344 amino acids. NCBI's taxonomy places the organism in Eukaryota, Metazoa, Chordata, Cladistia, Polypteriformes, Polypteridae.
CCAGGAAGCUGAGCUCCGAGUGAAUUAAAUCAGCUGACUGACUUUAUCUCCCUCUAUUCAGAUGGAAUAUGCCUUUGGAGCCAGUUCUCCGGCAGCAACACUGAAGCAGGCAUUCUGUGCGCCGGAGUGGCUUAGGAAGGAGUCACAGCUAAAAGCAGGAGACUCAUUCUGACGGGGAGUAUGGCCUCCAACUUUAAUGAUAUAGUGAAACAAGGAUAUGUGAAAAUCCGCAGCAGAAAGCUGGGGAUUUUUCGACGGUGCUGGCUGGUUUUUAAAAAAGCUUCGAGUAAAGGUCCACGACGAUUAGAAAAAUUUCCCGAUGAGAAAGCAGCCUACUUCCGAAACUUUCACAAGAUAACUGAACUUCAUAAUAUCAAGAACAUAACCAGACUGCCUCGAGAGACGAGAAAACAUGCUGUGGCAAUUAUCUUCUAUGAUGAGACGUCAAAGACAUUUGCCUGUGAGUCAGAAUUGGAAGCAGAAGAGUGGUGCAAACUGCUGUGCAUGGAGUGCUUGGGUACGAGACUCAAUGACAUCAGCCUUGGAGAGCCAGAUCUGCUAGCGGCAGGAGUCCAGAGGGAACAAAAUGAACGGUUCAAUGUUUAUAUGAUGCCUACGCCAAACCUUGACAUCUACGGGGAAUGUACUAUGCAGAUCACACAUGAAAAUAUUUACCUCUGGGACAUCCAUAAUGCCAGAGUAAAGCUGGUCAUGUGGCCCCUCAGCUCGCUUCGACGGUAUGGAAGAGACUCAACAUGGUUUACAUUUGAAUCUGGCAGAAUGUGUGAUACAGGAGAAGGUCUAUUCACGUUCCAAACAAGAGAAGGAGAAAUGAUCUACCAGAGAGUUCAUUCUGCAACAUUAGCAAUUGCUGAGCAGCACGAAAGAAUGAUGUUAGAAAUGGAGAAAAAGGCACGGAUACAGAAGAAUUUAAAUGAAACCACGAUGACUCUAUCAAAAUCAAUAUCACUCCCACGCAGUGCAUACUGGCAUCACAUCACUCGACAAAACAGCGUAGCAGACAUCUACACUUUACAAGGUACCAGUUUAAGCAUGACCUUGGUUACCCGUGCACAGACCUUCCCCAGCUACAUAUCUGAACAGAGCAACGACAUCGAACAACAGCGACAAGGACAGAGGCAGCUCUGCCAGGAGCAGUCUCUACUGCCAUCUAGUGGCUAUGGCUCAAAGUACAAUAGCGGAUUCAUCCAAUGACAUGCACUGUGCGGGGAUGGGACUUUUCAGUAGCUGAUAGCGGUUGUGGGAACCAUGGGAUUUUUUUAAAAAAAAAAACAAUAACUGUUUGAACCAAGAGGCAUUAAUGGAAUUCUACUGGAUGGAGUUCUACUGCUUCUCCUUGAUGGAUGGAGUUUGACUGUUGUGGAAACCAGUGACGGAAAUGUGGUGUGCCAUCCAAAACAAAUGUCACGGUGGUCUAUUGGGUCUUCUCACGUAAAAGAGAACUAAAGUUACUUCUGUUACCUUAUUAAAGUGGUUUUUGGACAACAGGAUAAGCACCAUAGUAUCAUUUAGGCCAUUAGAACAAUUUGGUGUUUAUGAUCACUUUAGUAAAAUGACAAAGCUGAUUGGACAAGGCUUGUAUUAAGUACAUUUCUUCCAAAUUAACUAUUUAAUCAAGCUGUAAAAAAAAAGCCAAGAAUUAUAGCUAUGACUUGAUUCUUAAACCUGGAGAUAUUGUUAUAAUUAAUAUAACUUCAAGUAAGAAAAGCAAAAUAAAUAAUAUGCCUGACAUUCAAUAAAUGUUCAGUGU